Molecule: messenger RNA, 1516 nt
Organism: Ilyonectria robusta
Lineage: Eukaryota; Fungi; Ascomycota; Sordariomycetes; Hypocreales; Nectriaceae
Product: S-adenosyl-L-methionine-dependent methyltransferase
Exons: 3
Coding region: 103-1440 (445 amino acids)
Molecular function (GO): O-methyltransferase activity
Source: RefSeq, a predicted model, not a curated record
GUAAUCCCGAGGAGCCUUGCGUUUUAAUAUCUCUGUGUUAACGCAGUGCCUAGUCGGUCUCAAUUCCUCAUUCAAAUCCAUCUCAAGCACAUCAACACCGAAAUGAGUUCACCGGAACCAACACUCGCUAGCCUCGCAGCAUCCAUUUCGGAUGCUGCGAAUGCCAUCGCAAAGUACCUCGAAGACAAUGGCCAUCCGGCGCCAUCCUUCCAAGAAGAAGGCCUGGAACGCUAUCCCAAAGACCCCCAGUUGAUGGGGCUCCGAUUCCAGCUGAUAGAAGCCACUUCUGACCUGUACCACAUGGCUCUUGGGCCAGAAGACAUGGCAUUUAUGCAGCCGCUGUUCUGGAACCAUGACACGAUGAUUAUGGAUAUCAUAAACCAGUUCGACUUUUUCUCUGCAGUUCCACUUGGUGGCUCUGCCAGUUACGGCGAGAUAGCUAGCAAAACCAACCUUCCAGAAUCCAUCGUGCGACGAGUCAUCAGACAUGCCAUGACUAUGAGACUAUUUGCGGAAAAGCCGCCUGGUUCGGGCAGCAUAACUCACACCUCUACCACAGCCUUCAUGGCCAGAUAUCCAAACUGGCGUAGCUGGCUAGGCCACAACUUUGAGGACGUCCGCCCGGGAACCGUAUACGUCCCCGAGUCUCUCAGCAAGUUCAGCGCAGGGAGGGACAAGCCAAGCGAGGAUAUUUUGAACUCUGGCGUCGCGCUCGCUGAUGUUGACCACCUCGGUCAUCCGAUAUCACCCUGGGAGUACAUAGACAGGACUCCCGAGGGGAAGCCAGAGGGAUAUCGCGCCAACAGGUUUGCUGAGGCGAUGCAGAUAGCUGCUUCGACUUCGGCUGUCAAGGCACCUGAUCUGCUGGUUGCUUUUGACUGGAACAGCUUCGGCGAGGCUACUGUAAUUGAUGUCGGAGGUUCAGCAGGCCAUGAUGCCCUAGCCCUUGCCGAGAGCUUUCCUGCACUCAAGUUCAUUGUCCAGGAUCUACAACAAAACCAAGCCAAGUUUCAAUCCAAUUUGCCACCUGCCAUGGCGUCUCGCGUCUCCUACGAGGUGCACAACUUCUUCAACCCUCAGCCCACAACAGCCGACGUGUACUUUCUCAAGAUGGUCCUACACGAUUGGCCAAACAAGGAUGCUUGUUCUAUUCUGAGGAACCUGGUUCCGAGCCUCAAACCCGGCGCUCGUAUUCUGCUAUGUGAGAAUGUGGUCCCGCCGGCUCAUGAUGAGCAUGGCAAUCGUACAAUGCCUGUCAUGGCUCAGCGCAUGCUAUCUGCCGCCGACCUGCAAAUGCUCACGGCUUUCAACAGUAUGGAGCGCACUUUGGACGAAUGGAAAGCUUUGUUCAAGGAGGCCGAUGAGAAUCUUGAGGUUCGCUCAGUCUUUACUGUUCCUGGUGCGUUCCAAAGCAUCAUCGAGCUGGUGCUGAAGGCAUAAUUCGGUUGUACAUGGUUUAAAUGGGCCUGCUGCGGCUUGAAGACCCGUGUAUACAUCUAAUAUAUCAUUUGAGAUA